AUGGAUGCUGUGUACAGCAAUGCAAAAGCUUUCCUCUCGCUCACCUUCUUCCAAAGCUGGAAUCCAACAGCUGGCCUAGAUGUGACUUUGAAGGUGCUCCAGGGAAGACAGGAAAGGGAAGAGGGCUGGCUUUUGGGGAGCUGCCCUUUGCACCCCUUCUCUCCUCCCCCCCUCUUUGCAAGAGGCCCUGUGGGGGGGUUGCAAAAGGGGGGUGCCUGCCCCCCAAGAGACCCCCCCGCAGCCCUUUCCAGCCGCAGAGAUGGCAGGAGGAGGAGGAGGAGGAGGAGGAGAGGAGCACACCUGGAUCAGGUUCCCGUGGCCUUUGCAGACGUGGCAGUCUACUUCUCGGCCGAGGAGUGGGCAGAGCUGGCGGAGUGGCAGAAGGAGCUCUACCAAGACGUAAUGGCGGAGAAUUUUGAGCUGGUCUCCUCUCUGGAGUGUCUGCUCUCCAUCCCUGAGCUGCUCUCUCGGCUGCUGCGAGGGGAAGCGCCGUGUGCUGCAGAGACCCACAAUCCUGGAGGGACAAGCGAACUCUUAAAGAAGGGUGACUCCCCAGCUGCAGAUGAAUCUGUGAGCGAGAAGAAGAACGAAAGUGGGGAGCCCAACACUCCAAAGUCUCCCGAAUCCGAAUCCAAGGUCUUAAAAAGGGCGCGCCCUCGCCGAUCCAGGCCUGCAGGGAAGGCACCUGAGAAGAGCCUGACUUCAAGGGGGCCGCCUGGCACUGGCGAAGGAUCCCUUGACAGCACUCAAAGGCCGCAACCCCAGAAGAGGGAGAAGCCUUACAAGUGCCCCAAGUGCCAACGGAGGUUCUUGGGACGGGUGGCCCUGACUGCCCACCGGCGCCUCCACGUGCGGAAGUGGCCCCGGCUGAGCCCCCAGAGCCCAGGGCGGUCCUCCUCCCACCCGCCACCUGACCUGGCAGUGCCUCAGGAGGGCCACCCGGGCACCGGCGCCAGCAGCCCCUUCCCUUGCGCUCCGGGCGAGGGGCCAAUCCCUUUCUGGUCCGAGAUGGCUUUGCACCAGCAGGGUCCAGCCGCUGCCACACAUGGCUUCAACCCUUGGGCCCUUGGUUACGGGCCGCAGCCCCUACCCGGCCACCAGGCCCCAGGGCUCCACAGCAACGGUGAGUUCAUCUGUGACCAAUGUGGCUGGAGCUUCCACGGCUGGGAGGAACUGGUCACCCACCAGAUGGCCCACAUGGCGGCUGAAGGCAUUGCCGGCUCUGUGCCCAAGGCUGGAGCCCUGGCUCAGCUAGCUGCUGACCGCCCAUAUUCCUGCAACCAAUGUGGGAAGAGCUUCCGGCACAAACCCAACUUGCUUGCCCACCGGCAAGUACACACGGGCGAGCGGCGUUACCAGUGCCAGGAGUGCGGCAAGUCCUUUGGCAGCAAGGCCUACCUGGCCUCCCACCAGCACAUCCACACCGGAGAGAAGCCGUACGUCUGCGGUCAGUGCGGGAAGAGCUUCCGCCACAAGCCCAACCUCAUCUCCCACCAGAAGAUCCAUGCCAGAGAGCCCCUGCCGGCCCCCCACCACCCGCUGGACGCCUUCAAUGGGGAAGCCUUCCCCAGACCCCGGCCCACUGCGGACCACCUUGGGGCAGAGGCCUUCCAGACCCCACCGCGCCCCCCUGUGCCUGCCGUCCACCUGCCUUGCGCACAAGGGGACUCCCCACUCCCCUCGCAGCUGCCCGGCCUCCUGCACCCUCCGCCGCCACCACAGCCCAUGCUGGCUGUUGACCGUCCCUUUGUAUGCCCAGUCUGUGCCAAGCAAUUCCGCUGCAAGCCAUACCUGGUGGCGCACAUCCGCAUCCAUACGGGGGAGAAACCCUAUGCCUGCAGCCGUUGCCCAAAGCGCUUCUCCCAGAAGUCCAACCUGGUCUCCCACGAGCGCCUCCACACGGGCGAGAAGCCCUACGCCUGCCCGCUCUGCCCCCGCGUCUUCAGCCAAGGCUCCAACAUGCGCGCCCACCAGCGCAGCCACCGGAAUGUCACCCCAGCCGAGGCAGAGGGCGCCCUCCGACAGGGGUACGCUGCCCCUGCUCGACAGACUCAGCCGCAGCCCAACUAGUGUCCAGCGGGCCCUUCCUGAAAUGGCAGCCUGUCCGUCUGUCCACUGGCCUUCCCUUCCACACCACUUGCCUCUUUCCACCCUUUGCAACGGCCAGCGCUCCUCCUGGCUGCUUCCUUCAGCUUUGGACAGUGCAUACUUGGCAUAGCAUCUUGGUCCCUGCAAGUGGCCUUUGUCUCCCUGCUCCACAUGACCUUCCCCAAAUCAUCUCAAAAUGGUCUACGAUGCUCCUUGACAUUUCUGCUGCAAAUCUUCCAACAGAACAAGGGACACAAACACAUUGCGAUUCCACAUCUUUGGACUUUUGCUUUGAUAAAUUCAAUGCUCUUGUAAAGAAAACAAAGGCAGUGGCUUGGAAGGACCCAGGAGGGAGACCCCUCCCCAGCAGGCCAAGCUCAAAACAACGUUUGGUUUGGUAAAGAAGCAUGACCAGAACUCGGGUCUUCUAGCCCCUAUGCUCUGCAAUGGUAUGGGGAAGAGCUGUGGGCACACAACAAGUGAAGGAAACACGUAGGACACAUAUUUGGAAGGAUUUUCCUUUGUGAUGUUGCGCAUUUUAACUGUGGCAUGAUGACAGGUUCUGGGGCUUAGCCUGAUCCUCAGGGCAAGUAGGAGCGCAUCACUAAAAGAGGGUGAGAGGCCAUAUCCCACCUGCUUUGCAUUGAAAUUGUCCCAGGUUCACACUAUGGCGCCUCUGAUUGGGCUGAGACAGAAUUGGGCUGGAUGGACCAAUGGUUACAUGAAGUGGAUUCCCGCAGUUUCCAGUCGACUGAAUGAACCAUGCUGAAAAUGGUUCUCUGCUCUCUGAUCCUUGCAGAGGGGCUGGGAGGAUUUGGGGCAACCAGUGCGAGAGGAGGACUCCACAGAUGACGAAGUGUGGUAGAUGCUUGCCACCAGAGAAGGUCACGGUUGACAUAGACUUUCAUCUACGGAUGAAUUCCACUUAGACGUUACUUUUAAAAUUGAUAGCUGCAGCUUUAAUUUAAGGAAAUGUGCAAGCGCACUGCUAGUCCUCAUUGCUGUGGAGACAGAUUUGUAGGGGUCUCUGCGCAAUGUCCAGAUGCAGGCGAGGAGCUUGUGGGUCUUGCAUGGCGACCCAUGCCGGCCGCUCUGGCCUCCCAGUCCGACUCUCCUACCUCUGCCUCCUCCUCCUCCUCCACUUUCCUACUAAUGCAGCACUACUGCAUGCAGACGGAGCAAACUGUUUGGCACGCUUGUUCGGUUUGGCAUUAUUUGUAUCUGAAGUAGAAAAAUGGAUCUGGGAUUGUUUUGGGGCGGAUGACGUGCAGAAAAGAGGUCAGAUCUCAGGCUCCCAAUUUGCUAAAGUUGAAGUUUAAUGGCAAGGAAAGCACACUCUCCUUCCUAGAUUCCCAGUUUUUGGACCCUAACAAGUUUCAGUUUUCACUUAGGUCAGUUUUUCCUAAUUGUACACUCUUUUAAACAAAUAAAGACGUAGAUGUUAAUUUUGAAAGAAA
Molecule: messenger RNA, 3545 nt
Organism: Sceloporus undulatus (fence lizard)
Lineage: Eukaryota; Metazoa; Chordata; Lepidosauria; Squamata; Phrynosomatidae
Gene: REPIN1
Product: replication initiator 1
Exons: 5
Coding region: 1-2070 (689 amino acids)
Biological process (GO): regulation of transcription by RNA polymerase II
Cellular component (GO): nucleus
Molecular function (GO): DNA-binding transcription factor activity, RNA polymerase II-specific; RNA polymerase II transcription regulatory region sequence-specific DNA binding
Source: RefSeq, a predicted model, not a curated record